Alternaria burnsii is the source of this 708-nucleotide messenger RNA. RefSeq lists its product as uncharacterized. Bases 1 to 708 code for a protein of 235 amino acids. Lineage: Eukaryota; Fungi; Ascomycota; Dothideomycetes; Pleosporales; Pleosporaceae. The transcript has a single exon. The record is from RefSeq and is a predicted model, not a curated record.
AUGAUCGUCACGAAACUAAGUGAACCGACACAGCUCUGCCUUAAGGGUGUGAUCUAUGGCAGAGUAGACGAAGUCGGCAAUGUCAUGCAGUACUGGAAUCUGAAAGAUCCUGAGUACGCCAACGAUCCCAAGUUUGUGAAUGGUAGCAGGGAUGCCGACGAAAGCGAUCUUGAUUGCGCAGACUACUGGGCCAAUUUUGACCAAACUGGAAGACAUCCAUAUGUGGACAAUUUCGAAAGAACAGACGUAGAAUCGUCUCCAGAAAGGUUCGCUCGGACUCUGACAGCAGGUGAAUGGGGAGAGGACAAUGAAUAUAUUGAGCGUCUAAGCACGGAAAUGCAAGCAAGACACAGUGCGGCGUGCGUUCAUUUGCUGCUUCGCUUGUUACACAUCCAAGAGUUUGGCGAAGAGGGCGAAUAUGCCCAUAACGCCGAUUCUCUCCGGUUCCAAAUUGAUGCUCGCUAUGCUUGCGACAAUCGGCGCAUGUUCUGGACAGACAAGGGACCAUAUGGUCUAGGUCCACACUGCAUGCGAAGUGGAGAUGUUGUGGUUGUACUUUAUGGCGGCAAUACACCCUAUAUAUUGCGACCAAGGGGAGAUGUUUACAUAUUUAUGGGCCAGGCUUACAUCGAUGAGAUCAUGCACGGAGAGAUUUUCCACGACGCAAGGAUAUUUGCACCACAGGAACAGGUUUUUUGUCUUAUAUAA